AUGACAGACACGAAGGUGAUCAUUGCCACCGCCACGGUGCUGUACGGCAAGAUCUCGCGCGCGUUCGAGAACCUGCGGAAGCUCGGCGAGGCCAAUAUGACCCUCGGCGCGGUGGAGGCCCGGCUUCAAAAUCUCGAGAAGCUAUGGGAUAAAUUCGACGCUCUUAAUGAUACGUUAGCCGAUCGGGUUGACGAAAUAAAGCAUGAGGUCUACGCUAAACAGGACAUCCCGUCCUUAGGCGAGGAAGUUUACCUGCUGAACAAGGGCCACAUGCUCGAUCUGAAGAGCGCUCUCCAGCUGCAGCUACAGGCAGCCAGCUCUACCGCGGCCGCGACAACUAGUCCCGCUCCUCGGACAGCGCUGCCAAAAAUCCAACCGCCUACCUUCGCCGGGAAAUACGAGGAUUGGCCUUCAUUCCGGGAUCUGUUCCAAUCCCUCAUCGGCCGGAAUCAGGCAGCAAAACCUGUGGAGAAGUUACACUACUUAAAACUUUGUGUGAAGGGUGACGCCGAUCUGCUGAUUCGUAACCUCAGCACCACAGAAGACAACUAUGAAAUCGCCUGGAAAACUCUAAGCGAUUAUUACGAGAACAAAAGAUUGCUGACUCGUAAUUAUCUGAAUAAUUUCUUAGCGUUGACCAAGAUGAAAAGCGAAUCCGCCGCUGAAUUGAGGAAACUUUUCCAUGGAGUAAAAACAACUGUCAGCUCCCUGAAGAGCAUAGACCGACCGAUAGACCGCACGGAGGAUCUCUUCGUCCACCUCGUCGUAGAGCUCCUCGACAGCCGCUCUAGGCGAGAAUGGGAGAGUGAUAUAAGUCACACCACGAGUCCGCCAAGCUACGCCUCGCUUGAGGCCUUCAUAGAACGUCGGCUCCAUACGUUGGAGGCGCUGUUUCCGGCCAGGAACGACAGCAGCAGCUCCAGCACUGCAAAAUCAACGAAGAGCCACCACGUCAAAGGCCAAGAUCCAAAAGAGAAGUCCAGAAGCCGGUGCUCCAUCUGCCAGGGGGACCACUUUGUUAUGUUCUGCGGCGACUAUAAGGAUAAGACGGCGAUGGCGCGUAAGCAGCUCGUCCGUGAGCAUAAGCUCUGCUCAAAUUGCCUUGGCCGGCAUCAAUCUUCCGAGUGCUCUUCGAAGAAGACGUGUACAGCGUGCGGCAGUCGACAUCACUCCUCGCUUCACGAUGCAUUCCGGGAAGCCGAGGCCGCCACGACGUCUCACGUGGCUCAAGGCGCAGACUCUUCCUCCGCAACGGUGCUGCUCGCUACAGCUAGGGUCCGCGUCCUCGACUGCCACGGAAGCUGGCAGUCCGCUCGCGCUCUGAUCGACCAGGGCUCCGAAUCUUCCAUCAUUUCGGAGCGAUUAGCGCAGCGCUUACAACUCCCUAGAAGAGCAGCCGCCGUUAGUGUCUAUGGAGUCGGAGAGAAAAGGACCGGAGUGACAAAGGGGAAGGUGAGACUUACCCUGCGGUCGCGCAGAGGGGAAUCGCCCACCUUCGUCAACGCUUUGGUGCUGCCUAAGUUGACGCUGUUUUCCGGAGGAUGCCGCAGCAGUAGACGAACCUGGACCCAUCUGGAGGACCUGGAGCUCGCCGAUCCGGAAUUCUGCUCCUCGGACCCCGUCGACAUCCUACUGGGAGCCGACGUAUAUGGGACCAUCAUCCGUCAGGGCCUACGAAAAGGAGGUCCUAAGGAUCCAGUAGCUCAACAAACCUCGUUGGGCUGGAUUCUCUCAGGUACCGUUAGCUCGACGGCGCCCAGCCAACACAUCUCCGCUCAUCACUGCCAAAUCGAGGAGGACAUCACCUGCUUGGUGCGGCGGUUCUGGGAGCAGGAGGAAGUCCACCGGCCAUCUCCGACCCUCACCAAGGCGGAACUAGAGUGCGAGGAGCACUACCGCCGUCAUCACUCGCGCUCUCCUGACGGCAGGUACAUAGUGCGGCUGCCAACGAUCGAGCCUCUUCCGGAUCUGUCUGGGACUCGUCGCGCCGCCAGUCGUGCUCUGCAACAGACGGAGAAAAGGUUAGAGAAAGAUGCCGACUUUAAGGACAUGUACGUAGAGUUCAUGCAAAAGUACAAGGAACUGCGACAUAUGAUGCUUGCACCAGCGCCAGCUGAGCCACAACGAGGUACCUGUUACUUGCCGCAUCACGGGGUCCUGCGUCCGGACAGCACUUCCACUAAGCUGAGGGUCGUGUUCAACGGCUCGAGCUCCUUGCCGAACGGGGACUCUCUCAACCAAUAUUUUCUGACUGGACCGAAUCUGCUUCCUGCACUGGCUGACAUCCUGCUGCGUUGGCGACGCCACAGAUACGUCUUCGCUGCCGAUAUCGAAAAGAUGUAUCGGCAGAUCCUAGUGCAUCCGGACGAUCGAAGCCUGCAGCGAAUCCUGUGGAGAGACGACUCUAAGAACGACGUCCAGGAGUUCUGGCUAUGCACGGUCACUUACGGGCUCUCAUGCGCCCCGUAUCUGGCCAUCCGUACCUUACGCCAACUCGCCGAGGACGAAGAGCAUCGCUUUCCGAAAGGCGCCGACAUCCUGCGGAGCGAUAUCUACAUGGAUGACAUCCUGUCCGGUGCCGAGAAUCUAGAGGAAGCAGAAUCUAUGGUGAGGCAGCUGACAAAUAUAUGCACGGCGGGCGGGUUCACACUAAAAAAGUGGUCUACAAACGCCUCCUACCUGCUGAGCCUCGUGGAACCGGACGCGCGCCUGCAACAAGAGGCCAGAUGGUGGCUGCCCGGCGAGAGUCAUUCCACUCUCGGCCUUCGAUGGCAACCGUGCGACGACCGCUUCGCCUUCGCCACCCACCGGAUCACUCUCUCAGCGGUCACCAAAAGGUCGGUCCUUUCUUUGACGGCCAAAUUAUUCGAUCCACUCGGCUGGCUGUCUCCAACGACUGUGCUGGCAAAAAUCAACAUCCAGGCUACCUGGCUACUAGGUCUCGACUGGGACGCGUCUCUGCCAAGCGAGGAAGCCAGAAAAUGGCUGCGAUUCCAGGAGGAGUUAGCGGCAUUGGAGAAACUAGUCGUGCCUCGUUGGUUAGGAGCCCUAGCUGACUCCCAUCAAGAGGUUCACGGAUUUGCCGAUGCCUCCGAACGUGCCUACGCCGCAGUUAUCUACCUGCGAACAAACACAAACGGAGUUAGGAGAGUGACUUUAUUAGCUGCGAAGACCAAGGUAGCUCCUUUGAAACAGAUCUCAUUACCGAGGUUAGAGUUAGCUGCCGCCACUCUUCUAGCUCGAUUGGUCGCCCACGUCGUGCCUCUUAUUGGCGCAGAAAAGGCGCCUCUCCAUCUGUGGUCGGAUUCCACCGUGACUCUCGGCUGGAUCCGGGGCCACCCUUCGUCCUGGGUCACUUACGUCGCUAAUCGGGUGAGUGAGAUCCAGACGCUGACUCCGGACGCCCACUGGCACCACGUCCCCGGCCGAGAGAAUCCCGCGGACUGCGCGUCACGAGGACUCUACCCCAGCGAGCUUGUGGACCAUUCACUAUGGUGGCAAGGUCCGUCGUGGCUGUCCUCCGAGAGCCAACCGUGGACGAUCAACAGGGAGGAGCCACCAGAGGAUGACCUCCCAGAGAGGCGCGUCCGCGCCCACGUCGCCGCCAUCGCCGAACAAAGGACUGAGCCGGAGAUGCUUCUUCGAUACUCGUCGCUACAACGCCUGCUCCGGAUCACUGCGUGGUGCCGUCGCUGGCUGCGGAUCCAUCGUCAGGACCACCUCGAGCAUGGCCAGCCCGGCUUGAUCAGCGCCGACGAGAUCGAGGACUCCCGGAUCUCCUGGUUAAAAAUCAUCCAGGCUAAAACAUACAAAGAAGAACUGAAACACCUGAAGAAUGGAAAGCCGCUGCCGACUCAAAGCUCCCUACUGAAGCUAAGUCCUUUUCUGGACAGUGAGGGACUCCUACGCGUCGGCGGGCGCCUUAAACACGCUGCUCUGCAGUAUGAUGCCACGCAUCCAACCAUACUCCCAAGCAGAUCUAAUUUUACUUGCCUCAUCAUUGACGACUACCACAAGCGGACGCUGCACGGCGGCACCCAGUUGACCUUGUGCUCUCUUCGCCAGGAGUAUUGGGUCCCUCGAGGUCGCGCUCUAGUGAAGAGCCGCAUCAGCCGGUGUCUAAGGUGCACCAGAUGGCGAGCUGCCAUCCCUCAGCCACUGAUGGGGGACCUCCCGGCACCACGAGUUACUCCAGGCCGGCCGUUUCUGCAUACCGGCGUAGACUACGCUGGACCGAUUUGGAUGCAAACUGCAGGGGGCCGCGGACUCAAGGCGACAAAAGGUUUUAUUGUUGUCUUUAUUUGUUUAGCUUCCCGAGCAGUCUACCUCGACGCCGCCUCGGACUACACCGCUGACGCCUUCCUUGCCGCCUUGCGUCGGUUCGUCGCCAGGGGAGGAGUCUGCCACUCACUAUAUAGCGACUGCGGCACCAACUUCGUGGGUGCCGAUAAGCAGCUUAGGCAACUAUUCUCCGCCGCCAGUGCCGACGGACAUCGCAUUGCAACCUUCGCCGCCCAGGAAAGAAUCCGGUGGCGGUUCAACCCGCCGGCUGCACCUAACUUCGGCGGUUUAUGGGAAGCUGCCGUGAAAGCGAUGAAGUACCACCUUCGGCGAGUCAUCGGUGACGCCACCCUCACCUACGAGGAGAUGACUACUCUCCUAGCCCAAAUUGAGGCCUGCCUCAAUUCCAGACCGCUGCAGCCGUUGUCUGACGAUCCGGAGGAUGUAGCCGCACUCACACCUGGUCACUUCCUGGUCGGCUCCGCUCUCUCGGCGAUCCCCGAACCGUCGCUCGAACGAGAGCCGUCGGCACGUCUCUCACGGUGGCAGCUCCUGCAAAACAUGAAGGACCAUUUCUGGUCUCGGUGGGUCAGCGAAUACUUACACACGCUGGCCCAUCGGCCAAAAUGGUCCCGAAUUAAUCAGGAGGCUCGCGUCGGUCGAAUCUGCCUCGUGCGAAACAAAAUAACACCACCAACAUGGUGGCCGCUUGCGCGCAUUACACAACUGCAUCCAGGUUCCGACGGUAACGUUCGCGUAGUCGACGUCCGCACCUCGACCACAAAUUUGACGCGUCCCGUAAACAAGUUAGUCUUUCUGACCGAUGGCACCGAAGAGCACUCACUCGAAUCGCAAUCACGCGUCGUCCGCGAUUAG
Molecule: messenger RNA, 5157 nt
Organism: Nylanderia fulva
Lineage: Eukaryota; Metazoa; Arthropoda; Insecta; Hymenoptera; Formicidae
Biological process (GO): DNA integration
Molecular function (GO): nucleic acid binding
Source: RefSeq, a predicted model, not a curated record